Echinops telfairi (small Madagascar hedgehog) is the source of this 2577-nucleotide messenger RNA. RefSeq names its product transglutaminase 3 (gene TGM3). The coding region runs from base 23 to 2086 and encodes 687 amino acids. The record is from RefSeq and is a predicted model, not a curated record. The transcript has 13 exons. Lineage: Eukaryota; Metazoa; Chordata; Mammalia; Afrosoricida; Tenrecidae. Gene Ontology annotation, molecular function: protein-glutamine gamma-glutamyltransferase activity. Gene Ontology annotation, biological process: peptide cross-linking.
AAGCAGCAGAGGAAGGCGCAACAUGGCUGAACCGUCAUCUGUGAACUGGAACGUGUCCUCCAACCGGCAGGCACAUCACACCGACAAGUUCUACAGCCCAGAACUGAUCUUGCGAAGAGGCCAACCCUUCCUCGCCUCAGUGGGCUUCAAGGGAAACGUGGGCUCUGGGGAAGAUCUGACAUUCACCGUCUCCACAGGCCCCAACCCCUCCGAGUCAGCCAGGACGAAGGCCGUGUUUCCACUCGCCAAUGGGACAAGGGGCGGCUGGAGUGCUGAGCUUCAGUCCAGCCAGGGCAAUACUCUGACCAUCAGCUUCUCCAGUCCUUCCAGCGCACCCAUAGGACGGUACACACUGGGCCUUCAGAGCCCCUCCUUCUCUGUGAAUCUUGGGACAUUCAUUCUUCUCUUUAAUUCUUGGGACCAAGAUGAUAGCGUCUUUAUGAACAAUGCCGCCGAGAGAGAGGAGUACGUUCAGCAAGAUGCCGGCAUCAUCUAUGUGGGAAGCACAAAUCGCAUUGGCAUGGUUGGCUGGAACUUUGGUCAGUUUGAGCAGGACAUUCUGAGCAUUUGCCUGUCGGUCCUUGAUAGAAGUCUGAAUUUCCGCCGUGACCCUGAAACUGAUGUGGCCCGCAGAAGUGACCCCAAAUAUGUUGGCCGCGUGCUGAGCGCAAUGAUCAAUGGCAAUGAUGAAAAUGGCGUGCUUUCUGGGAACUGGAGCGGCAACUAUACGGGUGGCCUGGACCCCAGAAACUGGAACGGCAGCGUGGAGAUCCUUAAGGAGUGGAAAAGAUCCAACUUCAGACCCGUGCGCUUUGGCCAGUGCUGGGUCUUUGCUGGGACCCUCAACACAGUGCUGAGGGCUCUUGGGAUUCCCUCACGAGUGAUCACCAACUUCAACUCGGCUCAUGACACAGACCGGAACCUCAGCGUGGACGUGUACUAUGACCCCCUGGGGAACCCCUUGGACAAAGGCAGCGACAGCGUGUGGAACUUCCAUGUCUGGAAUGAAGCCUGGUUUGCCCGGACGGACGUGGGCCUCCCUUACAAUGGAUGGCAGGUGUUGGAUGCGACUCCCCAAGAGAGGAGCCAAGGAGUGUUCCAGUGUGGCCCCGCCUCUGUCAUCGCCGUCAGAGAGGGCGACGUGGACCAGGACUUCGACAUGCCCUUCGUAUUCGCGGAGGUGAACGCCGACCGCAUUACCUGGAUCUACGACGAUGACAGCAACACGCUGAAGAAGAACUCCUCCGACGCGCGCUCCGUGGGCAAGUACAUCAGCACCAAGGCCGUGGGCACCAACUCCCGCAUGGACGUCACCGAGAAGUACAAGUACCCCGAAGGUUCCAACCAGGAAAGACAAGUGUUCGAAAAGGCUCUGGGGAAACUGAAACCCAACCGCCUGUUCAACCCAACGUCUGCCGGGGACUCCGAAGGAGAAGAGCGGGAGCCCAGCAUCGCUGGGAAGUUCAAGGUCACUGGCAUUCUGGAGGUGGGCAAGGAAGUCAACCUGGCUCUGAUCCUGACAAACCUGACGAGCGAUACGAAGACGGUGACGGUGAACAUGACGGCCUGGACCAUUGUCUACAAUGGCACACUGGUGCACGAGGUGUGGAAGGACUCCAUCACCAUAUCCCUGGACCCCAAGGAAGAAACACUGUACCCUGUGAAGAUUCCCUACUCUCAGUACGAGAAGUUCCUGAAAGCUGACAACAUGAUCCGCAUCACGGCCGUGUGCAAGGUCCCAGAUGAGGGCGAGGUGUUGGUGGAGCGGGACAUCAUCCUGGACAACCCCUCCCUGACCCUGGAGGUGCUGGACCGGGCGCGGGUGCAGAAGCCCGUCAACGUGCAGAUGCUCUUCUCCAACCCCCUGGAUGAGCCCGUGAAGAACUGCGUGCUGAUGGUGGAGGGAAGCGGCCUGCUGCGAGGCAAUCUCAGGAUAGACGUUCCAACCCUGCGCCCCAAGGAGCGGUCUCGGGUCCGUUUUGAGAUCCUGCCCACCCGGAGUGGCACCAAACAGCUGCUGGCUGACUUCUCCUGCAACAAGUUUCCUGCAAUCAAGGCCAUGCUGUCUAUCGACGUGGCCGAGUGAAGGGCCAGCAGCCCCCGUACAAACUUGGGGCACACGGAGCAGGGACCUGCAGAGUGAGUCCCCUGCUCAUGCUGACCCACCUGUGAAGCCCACUCCAUCCCCCCAAGACUGCCCGGAUGCCGACCUCCCCCCAAGACUGCUCGGAUGCCCACACCACCCUACCCCCCAACCCCCAUGCCUCUUAGGGAGGGUCCACUUAGCCCAGGACUGGGUCACCUUUGCAAGCUCCUGGCUGCUUCUUCAGUGACUACCUGCUCCAUGAACCCCAACCCCGGCUCCUCCCUCACAUCCAGCCUGCUGCAAGGUAGCAUGCCCUCACCUGGGGCACUCCAAGUGGAUACAAGAGAAGACAGUCCCCGUUGUCUGCUGGUGCCCAGCCUGCAGCUGAGCUAUCCCUGCUCCUCCCUCUGAAACUCCUGGGGAUGGGAGGGCCUGGCCAGCCUUUGCCAUGGCGUUCCCAUCCUUACAUCAAAAUAAAGAGCGAGCAUUCA